This is a messenger RNA of Porites lobata, 2092 nucleotides long. The record is from the annotation of a GenBank genome assembly. NCBI's taxonomy places the organism in Eukaryota, Metazoa, Cnidaria, Anthozoa, Scleractinia, Poritidae.
AGUCACACUUUCCAGUCAGAUCAAAGUCUCCCGUGCGCUCUCGGCUUCUGUGCAGCUUGUGGUUCAGUUGUUCUGAAUCAUGCUGCUCGUGUUUUUGACUAUUUUGUAGUUAUUGAAAUUGGUUUUAUGGAUAACCAGGUACAGAUCACUGAAACAAUUAGUCGUAUAGAUUCAGAAAAGGUAAGAUGAUAAUAACUCAGUGUGUAAUUUUGGCUAGAGCGUCAGGUAAACUGAUUUUCAUUCACGAAAACAAAGUUUUUGACUGUUAUUUUUCACUUUAACCUGGCUGAAACUGAGACAUAAAAAGUUAUCAUUGCAAGCUUGUGUAUUGUAGUUCUAAUUUUCAGUUCUUCAGUUUCUCAGUCUUCAUGUGUUAAAGCCGAUUCGAGCUUCAUUUGAAAAACAAAAACACACAAUCGCUUUGUAGUUUUAUUUACCAGUGAGUUACCGUGUUUUGAAAUGAAACUCUUCUGAGUUGAUUGCUAUGAAACAUAAGCUUAAUUAUACUGUUGAGGUUAGCAGCAAGUUGACAACUCUAUUAAUUUUUUUCAUUCUCAGAAUCAGAGAGCGAAAGCUGGUUCGAUGGCUUUUAGAAGUCGAACUUUUCAUGCCAUGUAUUUAGCAGCUGGAAGUUUCGUGUUUGUAUGAGAAAGCAGCCGAGCCGCACAGUCUGAAAUUAUUGAAGUCUUCAACCAAAGAACAACCAUGUAAAAGAAUUACAUAGACAUUUUCUUGAAUGAAAGUCAUUUAUACUGUUUAGUUUCCCGGCACUGAAAACUCCGGGUGUUCGUGACUGCAGUCAUGAAAGUCGAAGUUGUUUCUAAAUCCCGCCCAUGUCUUGUUUUGAGCUCUUGUUUUCUCAGAUAAUAAAAAAAAUUAUUAAACGGGGACUAAAAUUUUAUUUCCUGGUUUUAAUGUUAAUGAUAAUGAUGACGUCUUCAUUUUGGUUUCUUUCAUAACUAUUGUUAUUCUUUUCUUAGUUGUCGCCUGCUCCCACAACUUCUGCCGAACCAGCAGCACGCAAGAAAGCCAGUAAAAACAAAUUCGUCUUGUCGAGCGCUCGCGACCUGCAAACUUCAAACAUCAUGUCACCGUUGGUGCAAACAGAUAACCAUGUGGUGCAAAAGUUUGACGCUAGAAAAAUAUAUAAGAUUUCGAAUGAAGUGAUUUUUUUCGCCCCCUUUUUUGUCUGUUUCUCCCUUUUUACUUUUAAACUUGGCGCGACGGCAAUAUUAUGCUUACGCAAUUGGUUUAUGUACUAGACCGGAAAUAAAAAGCUGACCGGAUGUUAAAUUUUGUGCUCAUGCGCAGUGCGUUUUGCCGCGGUGUUUGCUCAUACGAACACCGCGGCAAAACGUCUACGCAUGCGCCAGGUUGAGCAUUUCCGGUCUCUUUUUCAGUCACACUUUCCAGUCAAAGUCUCCCGCGCGCUCUCGGCUUCAUUCUGUGUGCAGCUUGUGGUUCAGUUGUUCUGCUUUAUGCUGCUCGUGUUUUUGACUAUUUUGUAGUUAUUGAAAUUGCUUUUAUGGAUAACCAGGCACAGAUCACUGAAACAAUUAGUCGAUUAGAUUCAGAAAAGGUAAGAUGAUAAUAACUCUUACUCAGUGUGUAAUUUUGGCUAGAGCGUCAGGUAAACUGAUUUUCAUUCACGAAAAUAAAGUUUUUGACUGUUAUUUUUCACUUAACCUGGCUAAAACUAAGACAUAAAAUUAAAACGUUAUCAUUGCAAGCUUGUGUAUUGUAGUUCUAAUUUUCAGUUCUUCAGUUUCUCAGUCUACAUGUGUUAAAGCCGAUUCAAACUUUAUUUGGAAAACGACAACACACAAUCGCUUUGUAGUUUUGUUUACCAGUGGGUUUUACCGUGUUUUAAAACGAAACUCUUCUGGGUUGAUUGCCUUUAAACAUAAGCUUAAUUAUACUGUUGACCCGGUUGGCAGCAAGUUGACAACUCUAUUUAUUUAUUUUUCCAUUCUCAGAAUCAGAGAGCGAAAGCUGGUUCAGUGGCUUUUAGAAGUCGAACCGUUUCAUGCCAUGUAUUUAGCAGCUAGAAGUUUCGUGUUUGCAUGAGAUGCAGCCGAGCCGCACAGUCUGA